Molecule: messenger RNA, 135 nt
Organism: Pyricularia grisea
Lineage: Eukaryota; Fungi; Ascomycota; Sordariomycetes; Magnaporthales; Pyriculariaceae
Exons: 2
Coding region: 1-135 (44 amino acids)
Source: RefSeq, a predicted model, not a curated record
AUGGCGGCCAUGGCGGCUGAAGCGCGAUGGUUUAGCUCUGAUGUGAGCGGUGUGCCGCAGACUUCUCUUGAGCCAAUCUCGUCUGACCUGAAGGACUGUGCAUCCUUGUUUGCUGGACUUCCACAUGCAGAUUAA